Penicillium vulpinum is the source of this 285-nucleotide messenger RNA. RefSeq lists its product as uncharacterized. The coding region runs from base 1 to 285 and encodes 94 amino acids. The transcript has a single exon. The record is from RefSeq and is a predicted model, not a curated record. NCBI's taxonomy places the organism in Eukaryota, Fungi, Ascomycota, Eurotiomycetes, Eurotiales, Aspergillaceae.
AUGCCCCUCCGCGCUGACUCAUCGAGUUUGCGGGAAGAAGUGCGCUCACCGAUUGUGGCAACGAAGAAAGUCGAGACGGUUAUACUGGAGAAAGACAAAAAGGGAAAAGAAAAGAACCGAAUCAAAUUGCACUGCUCGGAUAAAGAACCCACCCGUGCGUCUGUGAAUCCGUCCGAAGCUCUCUCGUCGUCCGAAACCGAGAUCUCGAUCAAGAAGAACGUUAUUCAGCCUGGCUUCUCUUGGGCAAUCCAACGGCAUCGGAGAGGGCCAGGCCCAAACUCUUGA